AUGUAUGGGGUUAAGAAGCUGGGGCUGGCCCUGAUCAGGCAGGGAGUCGCUCCCCUCAUUCAGGCACACUUGUGCUCAGAAAAGCAUGAGAACUGGCGCGGCUCAUUUGCCAGGCAGCGGCGGAAAACACCGCUUUUGCCCAGCGGUAUCAGGACGAGGACCGAUUCGGCCCCGCUUGUCAACAUAAUCUAUCAACAAGUUCACCGGGCAAACGGGUGUCGGAGGUCUCGUAAGCUUGCAACCAAAACUGGAAUGUGUGGCAGGCAUACCAGGUGCACGCCAUAUUGCGCCGGUAGCCAUGUUGCCCAAGGACGGGGAUGCUGUGCUGAUGGCUCGGUCCCCGAAGGAAAACGUAUCAACCCCCAGGGCGCCAAAGACUCGUCGCCACCGUUGUCCGAAAAGCAAGGCAGCAAGUAG
Molecule: messenger RNA, 417 nt
Organism: Chaetomium globosum CBS 148.51
Lineage: Eukaryota; Fungi; Ascomycota; Sordariomycetes; Sordariales; Chaetomiaceae
Exons: 4
Coding region: 1-417 (138 amino acids)
Source: RefSeq, a predicted model, not a curated record